AUGACUGCGACGUCAUCGUCCCGUGACGCGUCACCACGUAGCGGCGAUCGUGCACUACCAUCACCGCCAUCAUCAUUAGCAGCAGCAGCUGCUUCUCCAGACGCUGCAGUGCGUCCCACAGCUUCGAAGAAGAGACGCCACGAGACCUCUAGCGUCGAAAAUGGAGCCAAAUCCACGAAUCGGAAGCGGUAUCUGCGAUUUCUAAAAGCGCACGAGCUGAAAUUUGGCUUGGCGCCAGUGGCAAGAGACGUGGCGACGGGUGAAGUAACAAUCGUGGUAUGUCGCUUUUGCCAGCACUUUGGACGCGAGCAGCGACCGGAUAAACAGCGGCGGUCCACGAAGAACGUCAAGUACUUUCGGAACUCGUUUCGGACGGACCAGUACCAGCAACACCACGAGAUCUCUCAUGGCGAGACGUGGCGUCAGUACCAGGCGAGCUCGGACGAGGCCAAGCGCGUGUUUUUUCAGCGGCCUGAAGUAGCAGCAGCAGUAGCACCAGAGAAGCUACCCGGUCGAGCCGUAAACGCGUCGGCGAAACUUGAUUUGGAGCUCGCACCUGGGGAGAUUUGGGUUUUAGAACCGACGAACGAAGAGAGGAGAAAGUGCUUUAACGUGACACCAGCGAUCGUCGAAGUGGUCGCAGUGCUGGCCAUUGGAGCGACGGAAAUGACCGUGGUAAGUGCGCUGAAGAAGCAGAGCCAUCGCAUGAUUUACCACGCCCAUGAAGUCACGGACAAUGAAGUGGUGCAAUGGUGUCCACCGAAAGACAUGUUUCAAUCGUGUGAGCUACUAGGAACGGCUGCUGAGCCGUUGUACCGCGUCAUUGUGCACUCGAGAGCGCAGAUUGACUGCAUGGUGGAGCUCGCAGCCGCAGGGUUGUCGUUUCGUCAGAUUUCGAGUGCGAUGCGGUCGUUCUGCGUGCACGCUCCUGUGCUUCUUAGUGACCUCGUGACAAAGAGCAAGGACCUGGGAAGUGACCGUGGGGCCGAUGCAUUGCGUAAAGGGGCUCGCAGUGCAAGCUUACGCUAUAGCGAGGAACAGACGGCUGAGUUCAUACGUCUGAUCAUUGCAGCCAACUUGACGGCGGUAUCGCGGCUACUUUGUAGCUCCUGGGCUUUCUCACUGGAAUUACGAGCGUCCAUGGAACACGCACCGAUGCGGUCGUAUCUGGACUUUCGGGUGAAGGUGUAUGGUCAAGGUGCCAUGCAUAGCGUGCAUUUAGUAUCGAUUCCAGCAUUUGAGAGCAAGUGCAAAGGGAUGAUGUAUAAUACGCUGGACAAGGUACUGAGUGCUGUUCUGCCUAGCUGGAGACACCGUCUGAUUGGAGUGACGACCGACGGCGAUGCGCGAAUGCCAGCUCGAGUGCUCGACAUUGUUGCACGUUUACAAGAGGAAGCAGCUACUCCCAUUGUCUAUCGCUCGUGUACCGCAUGUCAUCAGCUGGACUGUAUUGUGACGAACUUUUACUCGUCUCUGCAAGGCGGCUGCUUUCUAUUAGCCCUCAAGGAUUUAUCUACCUACAUUCGACGACGACCGGAACUUCUCGCGAUCAUGUCACCUCCUCCUGCACUUCCCGAAGUUACAAGUAGCUCUCUCAGCCUACGCGAGAGGUGGAUUGCGCUAGGCAAAGAGACCAACUGGAUUGCGGCGCAUCGCAACUUGGUGUUCCAUCACCUCGAAGUUGUAAAGCCUCCGAGUGCACCGGAUAACGCGUGGUGGUUGUUUUUUGCGGCAGCAGACUGGGUCGCUACUCGUACGAACGAGGCAUUUACCAAGCUCCUGUUCAAGCGCGCAAUCAUUGCUGACCAGGUUGCAGCGAUUGCUGCUUUGUCCAGGGAGUGUGCUGCUGCUUUUUAUGCUCUGGGUCCCGAUAAUGACCCGCUGCUCGUUGCAGAACCAACAUCACACAGCAAGUCGUUCAAGUCACGCAAAGGCCACUUUGCAUUGAACAAGCCUGGCGUGAUUGCAUUUCUACGAGAGACCAAGCCGCCAUUGGCCCCGAUUUUGAACACCACGGAAGCUCCAAUCGUUGACUUGGCAGCGGAGAAUCUGGCAAUGUGUGGCGUCAAUCUGAUCGAGUCAUUGCUUGAGCUCAGUAUCGCUCUUGGCGAUACGCAAAGCUCUCAUGGUAGUCGUGGACCGACAAUGACUCGAGAGAUGGCGGAGUUUUUGCCACCGACGCUGCCUCACGAGCUCGUGCAGCUCAGUGGCCGUGAGUUUGCGUCUCUGCUUCAUAUGUACAGCCCGAUCAUCGUGCGCUUUAUGUCAACGGAAGACAUGAACACGAUGAACCACGAACUUCAAGCACUGCGUCGAGCUGCUGUGUUCGAGUCGAAUCUGCGUGAAUCACUUGCUACUUGCAGUGCCAAUACGCCGUUUCAAGAAGCGUGGGCAGCUACAGGACAUCGGUACAAAGCGCUCGAGAGGUUUGCAGGUGGAUUCGCAAGUGUCUUUUCGUGCACGCCGAUACCCACGCAAGGCAGUACGAGCGAUUUGGCUCUAUGUCGCAUUGACAUGGACACAGCUCGAGUCGUGCUGGCUGAUUUUGCGCUAGAGGGUACAUUACACGCGCAACAAUUUCCAGCAUUAAUGGCUCUCAACGAGUUAUUGGAGACCACGAGAAGCUGA
This is a messenger RNA of Peronospora matthiolae, 2628 nucleotides long. NCBI's taxonomy places the organism in Eukaryota, Oomycota, Peronosporomycetes, Peronosporales, Peronosporaceae. The record is from the annotation of a GenBank genome assembly.